ACCCGUUGUCGUGUGUUUGUGUUUUCACUUGGUCACGUGAGCGGAUAAAUUGCCUGAACUUGGCUCAGGCCUUACCUUACAAUACUAAAACAACCACCAUCAUGUCACUGCUUUUGAAUUCUUUUCGUAGUCAUUUCUUCAAACACCUGUCGUGCACUUCUUUCUCAUCGAUUCGCGGCACCCAAAAUCUCACUUCUCGAUGCGUUUUCAAGCUAAUUGGUUCCACCAGAGACCACCCAUCAAGAAACUUGAGAGAAUUCUUGAAUUCCAGCCCAGUUACUGCAGCAUUUUCCACAUCUUCUUCUGCUUCUGAAACCCCAACUACCGGUUCCUACCUAUCUGUGGAUAUUCAAAGUCGUCAAGAUGUUGCUGAUAUGCUUUCAGAGGCACUUUUGUGUUUUGGUGCUGUUUCAACAAGCGUGUUUGAACCAGACAGCGGCGACUCUAACGAUGAGAUCUCGAUUGUUUCGAUCUUCGAUGUAUCUCAUGACGUGCAUCAAAGUAUUGCACUGGCUGCUGAUUCAAUAGGCUUGAAAGAAACACCAGUUUACAAAGUCACCACUGGUUACCACUCCGAUUGGAUCGAAAAUGCUCGGGAAUCUUUCCAUCCUAUUGAAGUUACAGAAGGUCUUUGGAUUGUGCCUGAAUGGAUAACUCCACCGGACGUCGAAGCAAUGAUUAUAACUCUAAACCCAGGGCUCGCUUUUGGAACCGGCGACCACCCAACAACCAAACUAUGUCUACUAUUAUUGCACACCUUAAUCAAAGGUGGCGAAACCGUUUUGGAUUACGGCACAGGUUCAGGGAUUCUCGCAAUCGCAGCACUAAAGUUUGGUGCAGCCUUAGCCGUUGGUUUCGAUAUAGACCCGCAAGCCAUAACAGCCGCACGUCAUAAUGCUACCUUAAACAACAUAGGACCAGACAAACUGGCACUGCAGGUUGUUCCAAGUAACAUAAGUCCUGCGUCAACCGACCAAUGGCAAUGGGCUAUGAAGAGCGACGGUGUAACGGAGCAUGCUGUGGAAAUUGUUACUGAGAAAGAGAAGUAUGAUGUAGUUGUUGCGAAUAUUCUUUUGAACCCGUUGCUAGAUUUGGCUGAUCAUAUUGUUUCUUACGCUAAACCUGGUGGGGUCGUCGGUCUAUCUGGUAUUAUCUUGGAGCAGGUACCUACAGUUGUGGACCGAUACUCGGAUAUUUUGGAAGGGAUUACUGUGUCACAAAUCGAUGAUUGGGCUUGCAUAAGAGGCACAAAGAGGAAGACCGGGUAGCUGAAGAAAAAGUUCGUGUUUUAUACUUCUAUGAAUGAUUUCAUGUAUUCAAAAUUUACUUCCUUACAAGAUAAAAUUAAAACAUACAUGUUUCUCGUAUUACUGGAAAAGAUGACCAAAACAUGUCUUUUUUUU
Helianthus annuus (common sunflower) is the source of this 1403-nucleotide messenger RNA. Its product is annotated as ribosomal protein L11 methyltransferase. Lineage: Eukaryota; Viridiplantae; Streptophyta; Magnoliopsida; Asterales; Asteraceae. The record is from RefSeq and is a predicted model, not a curated record. Gene Ontology annotation, cellular component: mitochondrion. Bases 102 to 1268 code for a protein of 388 amino acids. Gene Ontology annotation, biological process: peptidyl-lysine trimethylation. The transcript is spliced from 7 exons. Gene Ontology annotation, molecular function: protein-lysine N-methyltransferase activity.